GAGGGAGGAGGUGCAGAUGUGUGUCUCCCCCUCCUCUCCUCCGCAUUCCUCGCAGCAAAAUGACAAGAAAAUCUUCAUCUUGUCUCUCAUUCUCUUCAUUCUUCUUUCCAUUUUAAACCCCGACGCGCUCUGAAUUACUAUAGGGGCGUGUUCGGAACUUCCCGCCCCUCCGGUAUUCGGCCCAUUUCCCUAUCUGGGUCGGGUCAGCUUUUGCCGCCGCAUCGCAUUGCAUUGCAUUUUUCCGGCGUCGGGGGCGAUGGGGUGUGUCAGCUCCAAGAAAAUCAGGUGCGAUUCGCCUACCUAUGACGAAGUCUGCUCCACCUCCUGCAUCGGCAACGGCAACCGCAAGUGGUCCCGCCGCCACCCCUCCCUAACGGAGGAGAUCUUGGUGGUGAAGGCAGAGGCAGAGACGGAGGCGGAAGGCGGCAGGGAAUCGGAGGCGGAGACCAAGCGACGCAAUCACAAAGACUCCUCGAGGGAGUCGAAGAGAGAGAAGAAGCAUGCUUACUACGGGAGGCAGUCGGAAAGCGACCUCAUCGCCGCCGGCUGGCCGUCCUGGCUCACUGCCGUCGCAGCGGAGGCCAUCGAUGGUUGGGUCCCUUUGAGAGCAGAUGCGUACGAGAGAUUGGAUAAGAUUGGGCAAGGGACGUACAGCAAUGUGUACCGCGCUCGUGAUCUGAAAACGAACAAGAUCGUGGCGGUGAAGAAGGUUCGUUUCGACAAUUUCCAAGCGGAGAGCGUGAGGUUCAUGUCUCGGGAGAUCAUGAUCCUGCGAAUGAUGGAUCAUCCAAACGUGAUGAAGUUGGAGGGGAUUAUCACAUCACGACUAUCUUGCACAAUUUACCUAGUAUUCGAGUACAUGGAGCAUGAUCUCGCAGGGCUGUUGUCGUGUCCCGAUAUCACGUUCACCGAGUCGCAGAUCAAAUGCCACAUGAAGCAGCUGUUGAGUGGGCUCGACCACUGCCAUUCGCGCGGGAUCAUGCAUCGGGACAUCAAGUCCUCGAACAUAUUGGUGAACAACCAAGGCGUGUUGAAGAUUGCCGACUUUGGUUUGGCUUAUUUCACCAGACCUAAGAACCGGGAGCCGCUCACGAGCCGCGUCGUGACUCUCUGGUACCGCCCGCCCGAGCUCCUCCUCGGCUCCACCAAAUACGGAGGCGAGGUCGAUCUUUGGAGUGCCGGUUGUGUCUUUGCUGAGCUUUUCUUGGGAAGGCCUAUUCUCAAGGGCAGAACCGAGGUGGAGCAAUUGCACAAGAUCUUCAGGCUAUGCGGGACGCCAGCCAACGAGUACUGGAGGGCGUCCCGGCUGCCUCUGGCGAGCAUGUUCAAGCCGCAGCAUCCGUACGACAGCACGCUGAGGGAGAGGUGUGCCGAGCUGCCUGAAACCGCGGUCGAUCUCAUUGAGUCGCUGCUGGGCAUACAGCCUGCCAAGCGCGGGACUGCUGCCUCUGCUCUCCAAUCCGAGUAUUUCAACACGAGGCCGUACGCGUGCGACCCCUCCAGCAUGCCGAAAUUCCCCCCUAACAAAGAGAUGGAUGCCAAAGCCAGAGAAGAUGAGAGAAGGAUGAAAGGGCUCUCAACAAGGCAAGAAGCAGCUGCAGUUUCGAGAAACCCGAGAAGAAUGCGCAAGACUCUGCACGAAACGAGUGACUUCUGCAACCUGGUUGAGGAGGAGAACGAGGAGGAGAAUGCCGGGGCAGUGCAAAAGAGCAACAAAGGAGGCAGCAAGAAGGCAGCGAGGAGCGGGAUGCUGGCGCCGCGUGCAGCAUCAAAGCAGUCCCUGGACACAAAAUCAGACAUCUCGGCCGCCUCCAACUCGACACAGGACUCAAUCACCAGCACCAAGUCCGUCCCGGUGCAGAGGCACAAGCAGCUCCCCGUAUUCACGAGGCUCAGCAACAACAACUCCACCUCUAAAUCGCUGAAAUCCGUGAACUCUAACCCCAUCCUACACCAGGAGUAUGCGUAGUUCGACCAAUCCGCCACGCGCUCGGACAGCCUCGUCCGGAUCCGCUGAAAAUCUCCGAGAUUAACUGAAACACUACAAAUUCUCUAGAGGUUUUUUUUGCUGAAUUAUCAGAGGAAUGCAGCAGAGAUCUUAUAACAUCAAGCAUUGUUUGUGAGGAAGGAUUUGUCUGUAUUUAUUUUUCCUUUUUUGUUAACUUCCAACUAUGUAUUGAGAAAACAGUACAGAUGAUUUGUUUAUAUUGUUGUAAUCACAUAACAUCAACUGUAGUAUAGAUAAGUCAUUCAUUUUUUUUUCAACAAGGUAAAUAAUGAAUGGUUAGUGUGUUUUGGGUACGACA
Molecule: messenger RNA, 2306 nt
Organism: Salvia splendens (bonfire salvia)
Lineage: Eukaryota; Viridiplantae; Streptophyta; Magnoliopsida; Lamiales; Lamiaceae
Product: protein IMPAIRED IN BABA-INDUCED STERILITY 1
Exons: 7
Coding region: 257-1969 (570 amino acids)
Biological process (GO): protein phosphorylation; positive regulation of transcription elongation by RNA polymerase II
Cellular component (GO): cyclin-dependent protein kinase holoenzyme complex; nucleus
Molecular function (GO): ATP binding; RNA polymerase II CTD heptapeptide repeat kinase activity
Source: RefSeq, a predicted model, not a curated record